AUGGCCUACGUGUUAACUGAAACCGCUGCUGGUUAUGCUUUGUUAAAGGCGUCCGAUAAGAAGAUUCACAAGUCUUCUACAUUAAUUCAAGACUUCAGCUCAUCUGAAAAGGUGUUGAAGCAAUUGAAGGUUGCUGCUUUUUCCAAAUUUACUUCUGCUGCAAAUGCAUUAGAGGAAGCUAACGCUGUUAUUGAGGGUAAGGUUUCUCCCCAACUGCAGAAGCUUUUGGAAGAAGCUAAAGCUGAUAAGAAGGCUUCUUUAGUUGUUUCGGAGACUAAGCUUGCAAAUGCGAUCAACAAAUUGGGUCUAAACUUUAACGUUGUCUGUGAUGCUGUUACUUUGGAUAUCCAUCGUGCUGUGAAGGAAUACCUUCCAGAACUUUUGCCAGGUUUGUCUGAUGGUGAUUUGUCUAAAAUGUCUCUUGGUUUGGCUCACUCCAUCGGCCGUCACAAGCUUAAGUUCUCUGCUGAUAAAGUCGAUGUCAUGAUCAUUCAAGCUAUUGCUCUAUUGGAUGACUUGGACAAGGAAUUAAAUACCUACGCUAUGAGAUGUAAGGAAUGGUACGGCUGGCAUUUCCCGGAGUUGGCCAAGAUUGUUACGGACUCUGUUGCAUUCGCUAGAAUCAUCCUACUCAUGGGAGUCAGGUCUAAUGCUGCUGAGACCGACAUGUCUUCAAUUUUGCCAGAAGAAAUUGAAGAACGAGUGAAGGCUGCUGCUGAAGUUUCUAUGGGUACUGAAAUAACUUCAACCGACUUGGAAAACAUUAAGAGUCUAGCUGAACAAAUCGUUGACUUUGCUGCCUACAGAGAACAACUAUCUAACUACUUGGCCUCAAGAAUGAAGGCUAUCGCUCCAAACUUAACCCAAUUAGUUGGAGAAUUAGUUGGUGCAAGAUUGAUUGCUCACGCUGGUUCUCUAAUCUCUUUAGCCAAGUCUCCAGCAUCUACUAUACAAAUCUUGGGAGCUGAAAAGGCACUCUUUAGAGCUUUGAAGACUAAACAUGAUACUCCUAAAUACGGUUUGCUUUACCACGCAUCUUUGGUUGGUCAAGCCACUGGUAAAAACAAAGGUAAGAUCGCUAGAGUUUUGGCUGCUAAGGCUGCUGUUUCUUUGCGUUAUGACGCUUUAGCUGAGGACAGAGAUGAUUCUGGUGAUGUUGGUUUGGAAUCCAGAGCCAAGGUUGAAAACAGACUAUCUCAACUCGAAGGUAGAGAUCUAAGAACCACGCCAAAGGUUGUACGCGAAGCCAAGAAGGUUGAGAUUACUGAGGCCAGAGCUUACAAUGCUGACGCUGACGCUAUCCCCGCUGAGGAUUCGGAUUCCGCCGACUCUGAUGACGAAGAGGAGGAAGAGAAGAAGGAGGAAAAGAAGGAAAAGAAGAAGGAAAAGAAGGACAAGAAGGACAAGAAGGACAAGAAGGAAAAGAAGGAAAAGAAGGAAAAGAAGGAAAAGAGUGAGAAGAAGGACAAGAAGAGAAAGAGAGAAGAAGAAUCUGAGGAGAAGGAGUCCAAAAAGUCCAAGAAGGAGAAGAAAGAGAAGAAGGAUAAGAAAGAUAAGAAGAAGAGCGACAAGAAGGGGAAGAACUGA
This is a messenger RNA of Eremothecium sinecaudum, 1587 nucleotides long. RefSeq names its product RNA-processing protein NOP58 (gene NOP58). Gene Ontology annotation, molecular function: snoRNA binding. The transcript has a single exon. Gene Ontology annotation, cellular component: box C/D methylation guide snoRNP complex; small-subunit processome. NCBI's taxonomy places the organism in Eukaryota, Fungi, Ascomycota, Saccharomycetes, Saccharomycetales, Saccharomycetaceae. Bases 1 to 1587 code for a protein of 528 amino acids. The record is from RefSeq and is a predicted model, not a curated record.